Messenger RNA from Diospyros lotus (date-plum), 1392 nucleotides. Its product is annotated as protein PHR1-LIKE 2. The transcript has 6 exons. Bases 260 to 1174 code for a protein of 304 amino acids. NCBI's taxonomy places the organism in Eukaryota, Viridiplantae, Streptophyta, Magnoliopsida, Ericales, Ebenaceae. The record is from RefSeq and is a predicted model, not a curated record. Gene Ontology annotation, molecular function: DNA-binding transcription factor activity; DNA binding.
UUCCCCCUCCCUCCUCAGCCUUUUGCUUGCACAGUACAGUCUCCCUCUCCCCUCUCCCAGCAGCGCAUCUCUGUUUACUCUCUCUCUCUCUCUCUCUAUAUAUAUAUAUCAUGCCGUAUAUGCAUGCAUCUGUUCACUUCUUCCCCAGUACAUCAAACGCCCAUUUUGUGUCUUUUAUUUGACGGUGGGGUAAAGUGUGGUCCUUUCUCAAUCAAUUUUCUCGGCAAAUUUUUUUUUUUGGCGGUGAUUUUCCGGGAAAAUGUACUCGGCGAUUCACUCCCUGCCGGUGGAUGGGGGUAUGGUGGGCGGCGACUUCCAGGGCUCGCUGGAAGGGACGAACUUGCCUGGGGACGCGUGCCUGGUGCUCACCACCGAUCCCAAGCCCCGCCUCCGCUGGACCGCCGAACUCCAUGAGAGAUUUGUUGAUGCCGUCACUCAGCUCGGUGGACCUGACAAAGCAACACCAAAGACAAUUAUGAGAACAAUGGGGGUCAAAGGUCUUACUCUUUAUCACUUGAAGUCACAUCUUCAGAAAUAUCGGCUGGGAAGGCAAUCUAGCAAGGAUUUACCUGAAAACUCUAAAGAUGCAUCAUGCAUUGCAGAGAGCCAGGACAGCAUUUCAUCUACGUCAUCAUCAUCAAAAAUAGCUCAAGAUUUAAACGAUGGAUUCCAGGUCACCGAGGCUUUAAGAGUACAGAUGGAAGUCCAGCGGCGACUGCAUGAGCAGCUGGAGGUGCAGCGUCAUCUCCAACUUCGUAUUGAAGCACAAGGCAAGUAUCUGCAAUCUAUCCUUGAGAAAGCCUGUAAAGCUCUUGGUGACCAGGUUGCUGCCACUACUGGGCUUGAAGCUGCCAGGGAAGAACUCUCAGAAUUGGCAAUCAAGGUUUCUAAUGACUGUAAUGGGGUGGUUCCAGGUGAGACCCUAAAGAUGUCAUCUUUGUCUGAACUUGCCGUGUCUCUGGAGAACAAGAAUGCUCCCAAUGUGCCUGUCCAGUUCGGCAACUGCUCUGUUGACAGCUGCUUGACUGGAAAUGGAACUCCGGUUUCUCCAAUGGGCAUGGCGUCACAGGCUGCUGCCCUGAAAAAGAGACCAAGACCCCUGUUUAGCAAUGGAGAUUCUGUGUCUUUGGAUGGCAGCAUGCGGCAAUUGGAGUGGAUGACUAAUAUUGGAUGAGCUGGAAACAUUUCUGCCCAAGAAGCAAAUCUUCAGAAACAAAUCUUCUGUUUUUUUUUUUUUUACCUUAAUUCAUUAUUUUUACCUUUUGCCUCUAAUCGAUCUCAGUGACUAGCAUGCUGCAUUGCCAGCUACGGCAUCAGUGGUCUGUAUAUACUCUGAAGCUGAUAACUUGAGCUUGGAAUGCCUUGGUCAAUUUCAAAUUGCCCUUUAUUGUC